Messenger RNA from Pecten maximus, 1672 nucleotides. Its product is annotated as sodium- and chloride-dependent creatine transporter 1-like. Gene Ontology annotation, cellular component: membrane. Gene Ontology annotation, biological process: sodium ion transmembrane transport. Lineage: Eukaryota; Metazoa; Mollusca; Bivalvia; Pectinida; Pectinidae. The record is from RefSeq and is a predicted model, not a curated record.
GCAAGCAAUCACUACAAAUGUUACAGUGGUUGUCGAGAGCCCAGUAGAAUCCGGCUUAUGUGCUUCAGUGAACUAGAGCGGAGUUCGCGUGAUCCAGAAGGCCUCGACCAACAAGCUAACUACAAGUAUGAGUGAUAGCGCGGAUAAAGAUUGUGUAUUUCACCGCCACGUUCCCCUACGUGAUACUGGGUAUACUGCUGGUGCGUGGGGUCACCCUAGAUGGCGCCGUGGACGGAAUUGUGUACUACCUCAGACCAGAUAUAUCUAGACUCGGGGAUGUACAGGUCUGGAUGGACGGAGGAACACAGAUAUUUUUCUCGUAUGCUGUUGCCAUUGGUAUAAUGAUAACCCUUGGGAGUUAUAACAAAUUCACAAACAAUUUUUACAGGGACUGUAUAUUGAUAUCGUCGAUAAACAGCGGGACCAGUGUCGUAGGAGGAUUCGCUGUCUUCUCCGUACUGGGAUUCAUGGCCAAACAACACAACCUUCCGAUAGCAGAAGUGGCUGAUGCUGGUCCCGGCCUGGCCUUUAUCACGUACCCUAAAGCCCUGACUGAGAUGCCGAUUUCUCCGCUGUGGGCAGUGCUUUUCUUUUUUAUGAUAAUUCUACUGGGACUAGACAGCCAAUUUGUUGGAGUUGAAGCUGUUAUCACACCGAUUGUCGAUUGCUUUCCAAACUACCUACAGAGGAAAAGUCGGCGGAUGGUGUUCGUAGCUGCCUACUGCGUGGUAUCCUACUUUGUAGGGUAUUCUAUGGUGUCUAGGGGUGGGAUCUACAUUUUCCAGCUGUUCGACUACUACUCCGCUAGUGGUCUCGUGCUGUUGUGGACAUCUUUCUGGGAGUCUGUCGCCAUUGCCUGGGUGUUUGGCGCUGACCGAUUCUACGAUGCCAUUGAGAUGAUGAUAGGUGCCAGAAUCAACCCGUACUUGAAGAUCUGCUGGAGAUAUACAACACCCAUCGUGUCUAUGGGUAUGUUGGUGGCCCAGCUCGUCAUGUUUAAACCCCUAACCUAUAACAGAACUUACAAUUAUCCGGCUUGGGCCCAGGCGUUCGGAAUAAUGCUGGCCCUGUCGGCCAUGAUGUGUGUCCCUGUGUACGGUCUCGUCAAAUUCAUGGGUGCAGAAGGAUCAAUAAAGCAGAGAUGGAAAACGGUGACCACGCCGUUACUACAAAAACAUCAAAUUCAUCCCAGCUGGAGUUACAACCACCAGCUUCAAGUCAGGACUGACAAGAAAUAAUGCUAAUUGACAGCAUCGUACAAAUGAGCCAUUGAUGAAUUGUACGACCUUCAUUUCAUUAUCAACACAACAAUAUUUCAUCUACACAUCGAAAAACAUAUUGGCGUAAUCUUUCGCGAAUACUUGAUCAGGUUGUUAGCGUAGCCGAGUCGACCCAUACAAUAUUUACCACCCAAGAAGAUAUUAGUACACUUUUGUAAGGAAUAAAUGUAACAUAAAAAGGUUUAUCGACUGAAGUUUCGCACACUUUCACAUCGUAGUAAACUUUUCGUUUCGAUCAUUAAUAUUUUUGCUGAUGAAAGUGAUCAAAUGAAGUCACCGUAACGUCACGCUUGAAAUUCAUUACUCGUAAUACAAGUCUGUCCGACUCAACGUGGGUCUCUUUAGAGAAACCAAACCACAGGUGAAAACCCGACUCUACCAUACACAGUAAC